Molecule: messenger RNA, 545 nt
Organism: Penaeus chinensis
Lineage: Eukaryota; Metazoa; Arthropoda; Malacostraca; Decapoda; Penaeidae
Product: adhesive plaque matrix protein-like
Exons: 4
Coding region: 10-462 (150 amino acids)
Cellular component (GO): extracellular matrix
Source: RefSeq, a predicted model, not a curated record
UCCAACGCCAUGGUCUCAAAGGUUACAAUAGUACUUGCACUUGUGGGCGUGGCCCUCGCCGCCCCCUCCGACCCCUACGGCCCGCCCGCGCACCAGCCCGUCUACAAAGAGGAACCUAUUCCGUACAACUUCGCCUACGCCGUCAACGACCAGUACGCCGGCACCGACUUCGGCCAGAACGAGGAGUCUGACGGCAAGACGGUCAGGGGAUCUUACACUGUGCAGCUUCCCGACGGACGCAAACAGACGGUAAACUAUGUUGCUGACCACUACAAUGGCUACCAGGCUGAAGUCAGCUACUAUGGUGAAGCUCAGUACCCCCACGAGUACGGCCCCCCCGUCACCUUUAAACCUCAGGUCUCAUACCAGCCCCAACCCUCAUACAAGCCCCAACCCUCAUACCAGCCACAACCCUCAUACCAGCCCCAGCCCUCAUACCAACCACAGCCUUCAUAUCAGUAAUAUAUAUUCAUAAAACUAUUUCAAGAAAUUCAUCUUCAUUUUCCAUUGUUUAAACACUGAAGAAUAUAAAAUAAAAUACUACC